Molecule: messenger RNA, 486 nt
Organism: Cyphellophora europaea CBS 101466
Lineage: Eukaryota; Fungi; Ascomycota; Eurotiomycetes; Chaetothyriales; Cyphellophoraceae
Exons: 2
Coding region: 1-486 (161 amino acids)
Source: RefSeq, a predicted model, not a curated record
AUGUCAUUCGUGGUUCCCGAGAUGCUAAGCCGCUGCCUCAACUACGACCACGCCCCUCCAAACCAGCACUCGCUGCUCCUAGACUUCAUCCGUCUCUCCCACGCGGAUCGGGGCUUCCUCGCCGGCCUCCUCCUCAUCUCGUGCCGCUACAUGUGUCGCUUCCACCGACGGCACCAUCCGUAUCAGGACCUGGCCACCACCUACAAGCUGGACUGCCUGCGCUCUCUCAGCCAGAGUAUCGCUGUGGCCCCGUCGGCUGUUAGUGAUGCGACCAUCGCCAAGGCGAUCGUGCUGGCGCAAGACGAGCUGGCGCUAGGUGAUGUGCAGACGUCUCGAAAUCACGUCCUCGGAGCCGUCAAAAUGGUGAACUUGAACGGCGGGCCGCGCUUGUUGGGAGUUGGCGGCUUCCUGUGGUACCUUCUCCAGAACUUUGUUCAACGGAAAGGCGGGUUCGCCGGAGCGCCAGAGUUAUCGGCGAAGACAUAA